AUGCGGGGCACUGAGCUGCUGCUCGGAUACUUUCUGGUGAAAGUUAUGGUGUGCAACGCGGAGGGAGAACCGGGUCACACCGUGGACGACUUCAUGCUGGUGACCGGCUUUAACGACUCGAAGGAAAGGGAGGUGACGGAGAGUCCGCACACGGAGGACAAGUGCCGCGGCUACUACGACGUGAUGGGCCAGUGGGACCCGCCGUUCGUGUGCCAGACCGGCAACUACCUGUACUGCUGCGGCACCUGUGGCUUUAGGUUCUGCUGCGCGUUCAAAAGCUCCCGGCUGGACCAGACCACCUGCAAGAACUACGACACCCCGCCGUGGAUGAUGACCGGAAGACCCCCGCCAAAAGUGGACGUGGCGCUGGAGUCCGCGAAGGAUAAAACCAAUCUCAUUGUGUAUGUCAUCUGCGGGGUCGUUGCCAUACUAGCACUGAUAGGAAUUUUCACCAAGCUAGGUUUGGAGAAGUCGCACCGUCCGCACAGAGAAAAUAUGUCAAGAGCUCUUGCACAUGUUAUCCGCCAUCCUGCCUCAGAACAUACGGACGAAAUCGGACUUGGCCAGCACUACGAGAACAUACAGACCAGAGUCACACUUAACAGUCUACGUAAAAACCAGAUGAAUAACGCGGCUCACGCAGCGACAUUGAUAACGCAGCUUUACCCGGCCGUGGGUCCCAUCACCAGCCCGUACGACCCGCAGCAGCCCGUACAGGAUCUCAACACGUACGCCACGCUCAAGGCUGUGGCAGAGAAAGCGAAUGACAGCUUCUACGGCAACCGGCGGCAAGUGAUGGAGAUGACAACCAAGGGCAGCCUUCCCAUGGAAGCUGUGGAUAUGGAGCCAGAGCCGAGCAAUCCUUACAGCCCACCCAGACAGAUGUCUUCAAAGCAGAACGGACACAAGUACAAAAGCCCCCGGAGCCACAGCUCACAGUGGCUGGCCUACGGCUCCAGCACUGCCGCCAGCCCGGGGCUGCUGACGUCCUGGGAGAGCGGGGACAUGCUGGGACUGCGACAGAGCUACGGAUCAAAGAAACUCUGCAUCAUAGAGAAGGAGCUGCACACAACUCGCUACAUGCCUCCGCAGCCAUACUUUGUCACCAACAGCAAGACAGAAGUGACUGUAUAAGGGGGUGUGUAAGCACCGGGCUGAACCUCAGUCUGUAUUUAGGAAAGGCAGAAGCUGCGGACUGUGGGUGGGGUUGUUAGAGAGCAGCAAGGCCUGGAGUAUGUGUGGUGGUGCAUGUGAUGGGCAGAAUUAAAGACGCCACCUCAAAUGUGAAGUGUACUGUCACAGGACUUGGUCCCAAUCACUGUUCCUCAUUAGGCUCAGUGUUGAAAGUGUAGUUGUUGAUUCUCAUAUAAUCCAACUGUUUAAAAUAACACAAAAGGUACUCAUAAGAUAUGCCACACAUGCAGUACAGCCAGUAUAUACCAAGACAUAUUAUAUCAUUUCUAUUAAAUCAACAUUGUCGGAAUGACAAAACCUUAAUUAUUUAUCUAAUUGAGGUUAAAAGGCCUUUGGUUAAUUGGGUAUUGAUGAAAAUCUUCACUGGACAAUUUAUAGAUAGUGUAUGGCGCUGAUUCCCUGCUCGGGGUUGGGUCAAGGUGAUGCAUUUGAAGCAAUUUUGCCCAAAAAAUUCUUUCUACUUUGUCAAUGUAUUUAUUUUUGGGAAACAAACGAUAUUGUGUUCAGUACACACAAGUUAAUUAGAAAGAACAGUUACAGGGGAACUUUAACAACACAACUUGUGUUAAAUUGAUUAUCAGCAUGAAUUCCGAUAUGACUGUUAAGACUAAUGUCGCCUUGCUAAAAACAGACCUUGAUCUGAUUUAGGUCACAUAUGCACCCAAGAGAUAUUCGGAUAUGGGCCACACUUUGACAACAGUUUAAGUGUAGAGAGCCUAUGCUAAAUAAUCCAAACCAUUAUUUGUUUUAUAUGGUAUGUGAAGCAUAACUGAGUUGGUGAGUCAUGAGUAUAUAGUAACUUACCUGAGUUCAUUUAAGAAAAGCAGGAUUCUCUCAUUUAGGUUUCUUUCUUAAAUGUGUUGUGCAACAUCCAUUUGGAAAAGAUUCAUAAGCUAACUUUCAGUAACAUUCAGUAUUUCAAAACAAAAAGUGUAACUGUUGACCCAAACGAUCCCUAAAAAGGUCUAUUUUAAUUUUGUGAAUGUGAUGUCACUUCAAAGUUGUAGAUGUCUCGUUUUUAAGGAAAUCUUCCAAAUGCAAACCAAGUCCGUGCCAAUGGACAUCCCACUGAUACGUACAUUUCCAUGAUUGAUAGAAGAAGUAGCAUCAGUAUUGAACCAGGUUCGUUUUGGUGUAAUAGUGCCUCUCAUCAGUACCAGCAUGUGUGUGGUUACGCUAGGAUAUAUUUGUUGAAGCCCCAGUAUUAGAACUGAGAUUAGUCUUAGUGAUCUGUUACCAUUUUAAGUGUGAAGUUUAUCAGCUUUAAUUUAAAACGUUUAUAAUUUAUUUCCAUGUAAAACAUUUAUUGAAUGUAUCCAAACUGGCUUGUUUGAAGUGGUAAAAUAGCAGUGGACAUUUCCAGUGUUGGAGGUGCACAGUUCAGGAAUUUGUCAGGAUGAGUGUAAAAUUGUUGUGAAGCAAAGUACAUUUUUUAUUUGUCUCUUACUAGUCAAACUUAUAUGGCACUUGGAGAUUCAAUGUCAAUGGUGUUAUCCCAUUAUCAGAGUUCGGAAGGUUUUUCUACUUUGGAGUGCUAAUAAGCUUAAAUAAGUGUUUUGUUUUGGACUUUCUGAGUUUUGUUCAAACUUAAGAGGGUUUUUAUGGGAUUUUGUUUAAGUAACAACAACAAAUCUGUAAAUCAUCAGGGGUAGAGCCAAUUAGCCAUUAGCAGCCGGUCAUUUUUUAAUAUAUAUAAAAAAUGCAUUUUCAUUGUUUUCAGACCUGCCAUGAAUGUGGUUUGAACUUUCAUGACAAUCAGUCGUGUAGUAAUUUCCAAAAAUGUUAACCCUAACCCUAACCCUAUCCUCCCUGAGGGGGCUACAGUAUAUUAAAUAGCUCUACUAAAGAUAUAGCACCAAUAAUUGGAAAAAAGAAAAUGUUUGAAGCACUUGGCAACGUUUUUUUUAAUUAAUUAAGGUCCCUGGUGCAAUUGAUCAUUUAUUUCAUGGAUUUCACAGCCAAGCAGUAUAAAAAGAUGCUCGCCUGCUUGCAAGUCUUACUCAUACGAUUGACUAUUUCAAGCAGCCAAGAACUGCAUGCAUAGCUGAUACACAAGUGGGAAGUGGGAGCUCUUUGUACAGUAUACAGCAAAAAGGUAUUUCUGUAUCAUCACGUCCAAAUCAUAGCGGUUCAUAUUCUCACAGACUUCCAACAGAACUGUAUGCACUAUUUUUCAAAAUAUGUAGUGCACUGAACUGUUUUCACAUUUUUAUUAAACUCAGUGUCUUACAGUUAAAUCAAAUCUGUUUAUCUUACUAUUCAAAGUCAAGUAUUAAUUCAACUGAGAUUUGUAUUAUACAAACAAUGUUGUAUAGCGACUAACAUUGAAUGAUUUUGAUUUGUGAAUGCAUUUUUUUUUCCUUCAAAGAAAUCACUGUUAUUAAGCUAUAUCAUAUUUACACAAGAAGUCUGUAAUACUGCCAGUUAAAGACAUAAUGUGUAUAACACCUGUGCGCUUUGCAACAAACAGAAGAGAGAAGGAAUGUUAUAUUUUGGUACAUUUGAAAAGGAAGCACCUAUCACGAGACUGAUACAGUUAACUAUUUUGGGCAUCAAUUCUUUGUGUCACUUUUAGCUCAUUAUCCAAAUAUGAAUCAGAUUAACCAAUUGUUCUAAUAAAUGUUGUUGUGCGUCUUUAUGUACAAUCCAACGUUACUUAGGUUCAAAUUACCUGUUCAAUAUAUUCACAACCUUUGUAUGUGACAUUGCACAUCCUUCAUAAAAGUGUUGGGAAAUUACUGAGCAUUGAAAUGUUUUUGCAGUAAAAUAAUAACUAUACUACUAUAUAACUAUGUCCUGCAAAAACCUUGAAUCUCCUGACUGUGUUGAAUCAUAGGAAAGAACAGUGACACCUGUGAAAAAGUCAUAUUUUACAAAGAGUAUCAGGGCAGUUUUCAGAAGUCCAAGGUUCAUGAAACAUUUUUUUUAUGUGGAAACCAUGACUGCCUUUAAGGGCGAUACAAGGUUUCUGUAAGAUACACACCAAGGUUGUCAACCUAUUUUCAUGUAUAAUAUAUAACCAUCCAAUCGUAGCAUAUCUUGUGCUAAGAAAUCCUUGGCGAUGAGCAACCGUAGCUAUACAGACGUGAAGCUACUAUUGCUUUAGCAUUUUGUAAGUAAUUUGUUAAACUGACUUUCUUUUAAACUAAAAUGAAAACAAAUAUUUGACUGAUGUAGAGUCUAGUAGGCCAACCUAAAAAAGAAAAGAAGAAGCAUGUAUUUGCAAAAACUACUGCGGAGGUAAGUCGUCUGUAGAAUUUUCGUGCUUCAUAAAACUAUUUUUUCCCUGCUAAAUAAAUUCAGAUUCCGACCGGCUCUAUUGGCUGACCCUCAACACCACACCAGUUGGUAUCAUCAAAACAUGCAAGAGCCAAAAAAACUUGCUCUGUUUUAUAAUCUACACUUUAUAGGACUUUCUGUUUCAGUG
This is a messenger RNA of Eleginops maclovinus (Patagonian blennie), 4621 nucleotides long. It is a transcript of the gene shisa9b, whose product is annotated as shisa family member 9b. Lineage: Eukaryota; Metazoa; Chordata; Actinopteri; Perciformes; Eleginopidae. Gene Ontology annotation, biological process: regulation of AMPA receptor activity; regulation of short-term neuronal synaptic plasticity. The transcript is spliced from 4 exons. The record is from RefSeq and is a predicted model, not a curated record. Gene Ontology annotation, cellular component: postsynaptic membrane; AMPA glutamate receptor complex; postsynaptic density. The coding region runs from base 1 to 1134 and encodes 377 amino acids.